UAUUAGGUAUUAUUUGCAUUUAAGAAGGAUAUCAGAUUGAAGUAUUUGAAGUAUACGAAACGAGAAGAAUAAUUUGUAUUUUUUUACGGAUACAUUCUAUUUAAAAAUCAGAGUUGUUGUUAUAACAGUUAACUGCUAUUAGAAUUUAUUUAGUACAUCCUGUUUAAAAUGCGUCGUCAAAUCCAUGUGUGUUCUUAAUGAAACUUCAUAUGCUCAACUUGACACUAAAUUCUACAUAUUCGCCCAACUGAGCGCGCUUUCUUCUCUUUCUUUUACGUAACGAGCGAAAGAGACUUCCGUUAGACAGUUUUCCUUUCUCGAUGUUAUACGUCAGCGAACAUUUCUCCGGUCGGGAGUCGGUGUGCUUGUAUCAAAUCAGUGUUGGUGUAACGAAGGUGUCGUCUGCGUUUUUAUCGGUUUUAAUUCUAAUAAUUACGACCGCGACAGUAACGUGCUCUACAACUAGUUCCUAAGGAAACUUUAUCGAGGGAAAUUUUGAGCUAAGGCCAAGCCUCAGGGAGCCAAGCUUCACGAUGAGGCUCUCCCUGGUUUUUGAAUUACUUUUGAUAUUCGUGCUGCUAGCAUUCGCAGCUUCGAAAAGUGUCAAAAAACAAAACCAAAGGAAAAGCAUUCAGAACAGAAACGACGAGGACAAACCCGAUGAUGAUGGCAUUAACAAGUAUUGCAAGUGUUCCGAGGCGUUUUGCAACUGUUGCCGGGAUUUUUCCGUUCCGGUUAUAAAUUUAAAUGGCCCAGGAUGUGCGACUUUAAUGUAUCUGAAUGGCGAUAAAAUGUCGGUAUCUCUGAGCUUCGGUAAAAAGGUGAUCACGAACAGAACUCUAUCAAGUCGCAAGCCGAGUCCUGUUUGCAUGCCUUUACCUGGAGGCAUAUCAAAGUUCUGUGGACGAGUAUAUAAUAUUGCACGAGCUGGAGAAGAGUUUCGAGCGUGUUUAGGUCUAGAGCUGCAGGCAAAGAGUACUGUGGAGGCAGCAGUUAGAGUGUCAUGCUUCAAGUUUGGGCCCCGUGGAGUGACGUCGGAGCCGGCAGAUCCUCUUCCGCUUGUUCCUCAGGAUGAAAAGGAGGAUGAUGAUGACGAUGAUGAUGACGACGACGACUUUGGUCUCGGUGCUGAUGACGAUGAUGAAGAAGAAGACGAUGAUGAUGAUGAUGAUGAAGGCGAACUAGAUGCCGUUAACGAUGUAGAAAGUGCAGAUUAUACAGGGUUUAGUCUUUUGGGCGAAGACAUUUUAGGUGAUCUGUUUGGUUCCUCCGGUGGUAAAAAACCCAAUAAAAUUAAAAAGAAGCAAGCUCCUGCGGUUACUUCUACGACUUCGACAACUACGAGACGCCCUCGACCCUCUCGCCGCCCAUCAAGAAGACCAACACGAACAACAACUCCUUUACCAAUCAGAUCCACUACUGUAAGAGUUCGCCCAGUCAACGGUAAUCGCCGAACUACUCGCCGGCCCACUAGACGUCCAGGCAAUGGAGGGCGUCCGCAAAGGCGGACAACCACUGAAUCUACAUCUACCUCAAUCUCCACAACUACAACAUCAGCUCCAAUAGCCAUUGCAUCCGAUAUACCUGUGGUUCAAACAACAGAGAACAUAGCUAUUAUUAGCAGUAUAAAUACCGAAAAAUAUGAGCCUGUAGCUAUCAUAGAUCAGAAAGCUGAGCCAACGAUGAAAAUAACUACCCCAAAUAGUGUAACUGAGUUUAUUCAAGAUCCCAGUUUGGAGAUGUCUUUAGCGCAUAUAACCGGUCAAUUAUCAUCUAUGCAAGUCACACCAUUACAACCAAAUAAUGAAAAGGAGUCUAACAUACCGAAAAUAGAGUCUGAUAUGAAAUACGAAAAGGUAGAAACGCUCACUCCCAAAACUCCAUCAAGUGUUGCUUUUGAUGUUACAUCAGGAGAAGCUGUAAGCGAUGAUAUGAUACAGAUAGUCCAAAGUCUCGAUUCAAGUUCAGAAGAAAUUUCACCCACAAAAGAAUCAAUAACUGCAGACGAAAGUCGAGGACACUUUUAUAAUUUUGGUUCUCAUUAUGAAGGCCUUACCUUACCCAAAAAGAAAAACAGAAAUCCACAGUUUGCACUAGAGGAUUUGGAUGUUUUAGAUUUAACUGAAAUCGGUGAAAAUAUCGGUGAUCAAUUUGGUAUAUUUGGUGGCAGAAAGAGGCAGAAUAAACUUAAGCCAAACAAACAUCGUGACGGUAGAGACGGCGAUGAGUAUGAUGAAAUGUUUGAUGUCAUUUCGCUUGAUGCUUUAACGCGAAAAUCUGAUACAGGUAACAAAAAUAUUAAAAAAGAUCGAAGAAGACAAAACAAAAUGAUGAGAGACUUAUGGCCGGAGGCAUGAAGUAUUUCGGACUAGUUUAAGUAAUAGAUGUAAUUAUUAAUUUAUUUCUUUUAUUACCGCCCUUAAUUUAAAAUAGAUGUUUCUAGCUGUGUAAAUAGAUUUUGUCUGAUUUUAUUUAUUAUGCAUGUAUGAGAAUAAAGAUAUGCCUUCAUUUUCUUAA
Bombyx mori (domestic silkworm) is the source of this 2517-nucleotide messenger RNA. RefSeq lists its product as uncharacterized. Bases 534 to 2357 code for a protein of 607 amino acids. Lineage: Eukaryota; Metazoa; Arthropoda; Insecta; Lepidoptera; Bombycidae. The transcript has 6 exons. The record is from RefSeq and is a predicted model, not a curated record.